Molecule: messenger RNA, 1377 nt
Organism: Acanthamoeba castellanii str. Neff
Lineage: Eukaryota; Discosea; Longamoebia; Acanthamoebidae
Product: RhoGEF domain containing protein
Exons: 5
Biological process (GO): intracellular signal transduction
Molecular function (GO): guanyl-nucleotide exchange factor activity
Source: RefSeq, a predicted model, not a curated record
UCGCACGCUGCGGCCACGGUCAAGGAGCGACGCGUGACGAAGCGGGCCACGGUGUCGUUCGAGAUGUGCAACCUCGCCGAGGAGCUGGGCCAGCUCGCGGCUGAAGAGGAGGCCGAGGCCAGGUGCCCCGCCACGCCCAAGGGCGCCGGGCACCCGCUUGAAGUCAUCCACAAGCAGGGCGGCAAGGGCACCCUCAAGCGCAGCACGUCGUGGACCAACCUGAAGAAGUUCGGGUCUGUGGAGCCGCUGGUCGCCAUGGCGAGCAUAAGUGGUCCUGCUAGCUCGGACGCGGUGCCUCUGGGUCGAGGGAGCAUGUUCAGCCGUACCGACAGCCCACUGACCAAGCCGACCAGGGAAGAUGUGAUGGACGUGGGCCAGGACCUGCCCCAGGAGCUGCGACAGAGGAACCGCGUCAUCAACGAGAUCAUCAACACCGAGAGGGACUACGUACACGACCUCGACGUGAUGGUGUCGGUCUUCGAGACGCCGAUGCUGGAGGAGCACGUCGUCACGAAGGAGGAGAUCAGCACGCUCUUCUCCAACGUGAAGCAGUUGAUCGAGGUGAACAGGAUGCUGCUCGCCGAUAUGGUGAAGCGAGGAGACUACCUGAAGAUGUACGCCAAGUACUGCGCCAACCAUACGGUCGCGGCCGAGCUGGCGCUCAAGCUGGAGAAGGCCCACAGCGCCCGCCUCCGCGCGUUCUUCAGCCGCGCCUACGCGCAGACGAACCGGCUGUCGCUGAGGGACUACCUGAUCAAGCCGGUGCAGCGCAUCUGCAAGUAUCCUCUUCUCCUGAGGGAGUUGAUCAAGUCCACCGAGGCCAGCCAUCCGGACUACGUCAAGCUCACCAACGCGCUGGCAAAGAUCCAGAGCGUGGUCGCGGCGGUCAACGAGCGGAAGGAUCAGGAGGACUGCGUGGAGGCGAUGGCUCAGGUCAUCCGCAAGCUCAGGAACACAGAGAAGUUCGGCGUGCAGCUGAUGGUGCCCGGCCGACAGUACAUCCAGGAGGGCACUCUGCUCGAAGCCUCCAAGGACCGUAACGAGUUCUUCCCGCGGCACUACUUCCUCUUCUCCGACCUGCUUGUCCUGGUUGAGGGGCCUGCCAGCAGCGGCAGCCCGAAGGGGAAGAAGGGAUCGCAGUCGAAGCACUUCGAGGUGUUGGAGAUGCUGCCGCUCUCCGAGGCGCACGUGAAUCUGAGGAUGAAUGGCAUCGACGACGGCAGUAAUUCGAUCGAGAUGGAGAGCUCGAAGGCGACCUACGUGCUCCCGUUCGUCUCCGUCGAGCAGAAGAGGAAGUGGACGCAGAGCCACAUCCUCUCCAUGGAGCGCUCCACGAUUACCCCUUCCAGCCCGCUCCAGCGAAAGCAUUCGAGCUGA